Messenger RNA from Callithrix jacchus (white-tufted-ear marmoset), 712 nucleotides. Lineage: Eukaryota; Metazoa; Chordata; Mammalia; Primates; Cebidae. The record is from RefSeq and is a predicted model, not a curated record.
GGUUCUAGGUGCUUCAGGAGCUGCAGCUUAAGGUGCAGACAUGGCCAAGACCAAGAAUCACAUCAAACACAACCAGUCCCGAAACUGGCACAUAAAUGGUAUUAAGAAACCCCAAUCACAAAGAUACGAAUCUCUUAAGAGGGUAGACCCCAAGUUCCUGAGGAACAUGCGCUUUGCCAAGAAGCACAAGAAGGAGGACCUAAAGAAGAUGCAGACCAACAAUGCCAAGGCCAUGAGUGCACGUGCUGAGGCUAUCAAGGCCCUCGUAAAGCCCAAGGAGGUUAAGCCCAAGAUCCCAAAGGGUGUCAAUGACAAGCUCGAUUGACUUGCCUAUACUGCCCACCCCAAGCUUGGGAAGCAUGUUCUUUGCCCACAUUGCCAAGGGGCUCAGGCUGUGCUGGCCAAAGGCCACGGCCAAAGAUCAAACCAAGGCCCAGGCUGCAGUUCCAGCUUGAGUUCCAGCUCAGGCUCCCAAGGGUACCCAGGCCCCUACAAAGUCUUCAGAAUAGAUAUAUGUCUGCCAACAUGAGGCCAGAAGGACUGUUGCGACCCCCAACCAGGGCUGCUGUCUGCAUAGGGUUGGGGUCCUCCUGUGCUAUGUGUACAAAUACACCUGAGGCAGGAAAGGAAAAAAAUAAUGCUAAAUAGGCAUCACAAACUAACAGAUGAUGAGAACUCUGAGUUAGAAUACAAAAGAAAAAUUGAGAUUUUU